Fomitopsis serialis is the source of this 462-nucleotide messenger RNA. RefSeq lists its product as uncharacterized. The record is from RefSeq and is a predicted model, not a curated record. The coding region runs from base 1 to 462 and encodes 153 amino acids. The transcript is spliced from 2 exons. NCBI's taxonomy places the organism in Eukaryota, Fungi, Basidiomycota, Agaricomycetes, Polyporales, Fomitopsidaceae.
AUGCAGCAUUUCGAUGCGGUGAUCUUUCCUGUUGAUGAGCAGCCCCCAUAUCUCGUCACCCUCUACGCGAGUCCCCUUGCCGCCCCGAUCCAGAACCCAUUGGAGCCAUACCGCUGCGGUUGUGUCCCACACCCCGAGAUGUAUUUUGACCACAUUGCGCCGGGCUUGGGCCCUCGUUCGUGGCGCUUUGAGCCCAUUCAGAGGUUGAUGGGGAUGCUCAAAAAUCUUCCCGUGGCCUACAUCGCCUUCUACCCAACCGUCUCGUCCGACGGCAUGACGUUCCCCAUCAACAAGUGUGCGCGGGAGAUUCAAGGUGACGGCCACCAGCCAUCAAAUGCGUGGCGCGGUGACAUCGUCGUCGCGAAAUACGGCAGUGAAUUUGUGACGUUGAUGAAUGCGUCUAUGGCGGACUUCCCCAUAAUCAAGAACUGGCUCUUGCAUAAACCUGGACCAAGCGUUUGA